Messenger RNA from Erinaceus europaeus (western European hedgehog), 4703 nucleotides. RefSeq names its product protein phosphatase 1 regulatory subunit 10 (gene PPP1R10). The transcript is spliced from 20 exons. Lineage: Eukaryota; Metazoa; Chordata; Mammalia; Eulipotyphla; Erinaceidae. Gene Ontology annotation, cellular component: nucleus. Gene Ontology annotation, molecular function: metal ion binding. Bases 837 to 3572 code for a protein of 911 amino acids. The record is from RefSeq and is a predicted model, not a curated record.
AGAGUGAGAAAAUACUCUCGAGGGCGGAAGUGGUGGAAACCGGAAGGGGAGUUGCUAGUUAAUCUGGUCACGUGUGCACCGGAAUGGGCGGGGAUAGGAGGCUGCCGGAAGAGGGUGGAAGAGAUGCGCUAGCCAAUCAGCUGGCGAACAGUCUUUCGGGUUGACCAAUGAGCUCACGCCUCGCGCACAAUGUCUCGUGACGUGGGCGUUUCACAAGCACGUUCGGGCGCGUUGGGCGGCGUCCGAGUAUAAAAGGCUCUGCCCGAGCACUCGUCCGCCAUUCUUGGGUUCGUUUAGAGGUUUGAAUUUUCUCGUAGAAAGACAGCCCGGCCAAGAGGAAACUGAAACAAGCCGCAACAUCGAAUUCCUUGAAAGGAUCCCGAGAGGGGGGAAGGGAAAAACAGCAGCCACCAGCCCAACCACUGUGUCUUCUGCCCCUUCCACCAAUCUUGCCCACCCCACCAGCCCACGCUGCCUGGGACUUGAAGUCUGUGGCCGAAGGACCGUCACCACAUACCUUCAAAAAUAUUCAACCACCCUCCCCUUACCAAAUCUACCCAGAUUCACUCAACCAGCGUUUACUUUUUUUAGUCCACUCAGUACUUUUUUUUUCCUGCGACCCCCUCCCGAAAUGGAGUUGGGUGGGGGUUCAGUGUGAAUACUGAUUGGCCUACAUUUUUUUAAAGAGACUUUUUGAUCCAAUGAGACCCCCCAAAUAACUGAGUUUUGGGUCCUGGUUGGUUGUUUUACUUUUUUCCUCCCCAAAUUUUAAUCCCCCUCCCCCCCCCUGAGCCCGAGGUGCUGACGUCGCAAAAAAUUUGGAUAAAACGUUGAUCAUGGGUUCGGGUCCCAUAGACCCCAAAGAGCUCCUCAAAGGCCUGGAUAGUUUUCUUAACCGAGAUGGGGAAGUCAAGAGUGUGGAUGGAAUUUCCAAGAUUUUCAGUCUAAUGAAGGAAGCACGGAAGAUGGUGAGCCGAUGCACUUACUUGAACAUUCUCCUGCAGACUCGGUCACCAGAAGUGCUGGUCAAGUUUAUUGAUGUAGGUGGCUACACACUUCUUAAUAACUGGCUGACAUAUUCAAAGACAACCAACAACAUUCCCCUCUUGCAGCAGAUCCUACUGACUCUGCAGCACUUACCACUCACCGUGGAUCAUCUCAAGCAGAACAAUACAGCCAAGCUGGUGAAGCAACUGAGCAAAUCAAGUGAAGAUGAAGACCUUCGGAAAUUGGCUGCGGUCCUUGUCAGCGACUGGAUGGCUGUUAUCCGCUCUCAGAGCAGUACCCAGCCUGCUGAGAAAGAUAAGAAAAAACGUAAAGAAGAAGGAAAGAGCCGAACUAUUCCUCCUGAGAGACCUUUGACUGAGGUGAAAACUGAGACUCGGGCUGAAGAGGCCCCAGAGAAGAAAAAGGAGAAGCCCAAGUCUCUUAGAACUACAGCACCUAGCCAUGCCAAGUUCCGUUCCACAGGUCUAGAGCUAGAGACGCCAUCUUUGGUGCCUGUGAAGAAGAAUGCCAGUGCAGUAGUGGUUUCUGACAAGUACAACCUUAAACCUAUUCCCCUCAAGCGACAGAGUUCUGCUGCUGCUCCUGGAGAUGUUGCACCCCCUGCAGAGAAGAAAUACAAGCCACUCAAUACAACACCUAAUGCCACCAAAGAGAUCAAAGUGAAGAUCAUCCCACCUCAACCUAUGGAGGGCCUGGGCUUUCUAGAUGCUCUCAAUUCAGCCCCUGUUCCAGGCAUCAAAAUUAAGAAGAAGAAGAAGGUGCUGUCACCUACAGCUACCAAGCCAAGUCCAUUUGAAGGGAAAACAAGCACAGAACCAAGCACAGUCAAACCUUCUUCCCCAGAACCAGCACCCCCUUCUGAGGCAAUGGAAACAGAGCGUCCAGGCACUCCAGUUCCCCCUGUUGAAGUCCCAGAGCUCAUGGAUACAGCUUCUUCGGAGCCAGGAGCUCUGGAUGCAAAGCCAGUGGAGAGUCCUGGAGAUCCAAGCCAGCUGACCCGGAAAGGCAGGAAGAGGAAAACUGUGACCUGGCCUGAAGAGGGCAAGCUGAGAGAGUAUUUCUAUUUUGAACUAGAUGAAACUGAACGAGUAAACGUGAAUAAGAUCAAAGACUUUGGUGAAGCAGCUAAGCGAGAGAUACUGUCAGACCGACAUGCAUUUGAGACAGCUCGGCGUCUGAGCCAUGAUAAUAUGGAAGAGAAAGUUCCCUGGGUGUGCCCUCGUCCUCUGGUUCUGCCCUCACCACUUGUCACUCCUGGAAGUAACAGUCAGGAGCGAUAUAUCCAGGCUGAGCGGGAGAAAGGAAUCCUUCAGGAGCUUUUCCUGAACAAAGAGAGUCCUCACGAGCCUGAUCCUGAGCCCUAUGAACCUAUACCCCCGAAACUCAUCCCCCUAGAUGAGGAAUGUUCCAUGGAUGAAACUCCUUAUGUUGAGACUCUAGAAGCCGCAGGGGCUGGUGGCUCACCAGAUGGGGCAGGGGGCUCGAAGUUGCCUCCGGUUCUGGCCAAUCUUAUGGGAAGCAUGGGUGCUGGAAAAAGCCCCCAGGGUCCUGGAGGAGGAGGCAUCAAUGUCCAGGAGAUCCUCACAUCCAUAAUGGGUAGCCCAAAUAGCCAUCCAUCAGAUGAAAUGCUGAAGCAACCAGACUAUUCAGACAAGCUGAAGCAGAUGCUAGUACCACACGGACUCUUGGGCCCUGGUCCAAUAGCCAAUGGUUUCCCACCAGGAGGCCCUGGGGGUCCCAAAGGCAUGCAGCACUUCCCCCCUGGACCUGGAGGACCUAUGCCAGGUCCCCAUGGAGGCCCUGGGGGCCCCGGUGGGCCAAUUGGUCCACGUCUUCUCGGUCCUCCACCUCCUCCUCGAGGGGGUGAUCCCUUUUGGGAUGGGCCUGGUGACCCCAUGCGGGGUGGCCCAAUGCGAGGUGGUCCAGGACCUGGUCCUGUUCCAUACCAUAGAGGUCGUGGUGGCCGAGGAAAUGAACCACCUCCUCCUCCUCCUCCAUUUCGAGGAGCCAGAGGAGGUCGCUCUGGAGGUGGACCCCCAAAUGGACGAGGAGGCCCCGGUGGAGGCAUGGUUGGAGGUGGUGGACAUCGCCCCCAUGAAGGCCCUGGUGGGGGCAUGAGCAGUGGAAGUGGACAUCGCCCCCAUGAAGGCCCUGGAAGCAGUAUGGGUGGAGGUGGGGGACAUCGCCCCCAUGAAGGCCCUGGCAGCAUGGGCGGGGGCAGUGGACAUCGACCUCAUGAAGGCCCUGGUGGGAACAUGGGUGGCAGUGGUGGACAUCGUCCCCAUGAUGGUCCUGGACAUGGGGGUCCCCAUGGCCACAGACCUCAUGAUGUCCCUGGUCACCGAGGCCAUGAUCAUCGAGGACCACCCCCUCAUGAGCACCGUGGCCAUGAUGGCCCUGGCCACGGAGGAGGGGGCCACCGAGGACACGAUGGAGGCCACAACCAUGGAGGAGACAUGUCAAACCGCCCUGUUUGCCGACAUUUCAUGAUGAAGGGCAACUGCCGCUAUGAGAACAACUGUGCCUUCUACCACCCGGGUGUCAAUGGGCCCCCCCUGCCCUAGGGAUCACCUGCCUGCUCCUCUCACACACCCCUGUGGACUGUAGCCUUGCUCCUUCCACCCUGUGUUAUGGCUUCUGUGAGGCCCAUUUUCCCCUUUCCCCAGCUGAUGAGGAGCCGGCCCCUCAGUUCCCACCUGCUUGGGUUCCUGGGGGUUUCUGAUCACUGGUGCGCAUUGAUGUACAUAUUUUCCUCCAGUCUGGGGAGGAGAGAGACUGGACACAUUCUGUACCCUGGACUGCUGAAGAGGAGACCCAGUUGACUUCACUUUUUGAGGAGAUCUGCCCUGUACUUCAAACCCCUUUCCAGUAUUACCCUUGAUGCCUGAGAACCUAAAGCUUGUCAUCCUGGAGAAGACCUUUACUCGUCUACUACGGAUCCUUCACAUGCACAUACAACUUUGACAUGGGAUCAGCUGCACCUAUGAAAUCAUCCCCGCCAAGUUCAUGAUUCCUCGUAGAGUGAAGAGAGAGUGAAAGGGGUAGUCCCACUGCACUGAGAGAACUCAAUCAGGCUGGACUUGAGUUCUGGAACACAUCCCCACUCUUCCCCCUGACACAAGAUUUACAUUUGGAUCUUCAAGACUUUGCGACCUUCUAACAAACACCUAAGUUUGCAUCAUGGGUCUGCCUGGUUCAAUGAUGACAUCUAUAUGUAUGCUUUCAAUGAGUUUUAGCUGGCAUGGGUGAGGCCAGUGGUGUUGCUUCACCCUUCCCUAUAGUUUAGUCUAGAAACUAUAAAACACCUCAGUGAGACCAGCUUUCAUCAACUUUUGCCCAGCAUACUGGGCCUGAUAGUCACACUACAUGCACUGCCUUUGGGAGUGAGCGUGCUCCUUGCCCCUACAUGGAACCCUGUCGGUGUGAGGCCUCCAGCUCCCUUGCCCCGUCAGCCACUGCUGAGUCCCCACCAGGUUCCUCCUGUGUGGAUUUGACAAGAUCACAUCCCUUUCCCCAGCUGUCCCCUUCACCUGUCUCAGCAUCAGUUGUUUUCUAUGAAAACAGUGGAUUGGUUGGGUUUUGUGCAGGGUCUUGGGUUAGAGCCACAAUGGAUUUGAGGAUGAUUAUUUUUUCUUUUGGUUUUGUAUAUUUUGUACAUUAUUAAUAAAAUGUGGAAAGAGAAGCAUCUUAUUUAA